Messenger RNA from Apis mellifera (honey bee), 1193 nucleotides. RefSeq names its product single-strand selective monofunctional uracil DNA glycosylase (gene Smug). Gene Ontology annotation, molecular function: oxidized pyrimidine nucleobase lesion DNA N-glycosylase activity; single-strand selective uracil DNA N-glycosylase activity. The coding region runs from base 281 to 1159 and encodes 292 amino acids. The record is from RefSeq and is a predicted model, not a curated record. The transcript is spliced from 3 exons. NCBI's taxonomy places the organism in Eukaryota, Metazoa, Arthropoda, Insecta, Hymenoptera, Apidae. Gene Ontology annotation, biological process: base-excision repair.
UAUACAAACAUUCAAGAUAUAUGCAACUGGUAGUAUUUAUAUACCUGAAUUUAAAUUCGAUUUUAAUCGCUAUCGUAAUCUACUCAAUAGAAAAUAUUAUUUAAAAAAAUUGUAUAUAGUUUUAUAUAUAAUUUUUAAUUUAAAAUAUAGUAUUUUAUUAUUUCUUUAUCAUAAUAUUUUCAAAAGUUCUAAAAGUUCAAUUCUAAAGUGUUCAAUUAUAAUCAAGUAUAAUUUCUAGAAGUAUUACAACGAAAUAUUUCUAAUUGAAAUAAACGUCAUAAUGUCGAAUUCAAGAAAAACCAAAACAAGACGUGAUAGUGACUCGAUAGAUUUUAAAGAAUUAAAUUGUAAAAGAAUUAAAUUAUCAAAUGAAAAUAAUUCUGAAACAGAGGAUAAUAAAAUUUCCAAUGACGCAUCACUUGGAAACAUAUCUGAACAAAUACUAUCAGUAGAACGUGAUUUAGUCAUAGAAUUAGGAAAAAUUGUAUUCCAUUCACCAAUAGAAUAUGUUUAUAGUCCACUUGAAUAUGCAUUUAAUAUACAUACUAUGUAUGUACAAAAAUAUUGUAAUACUAUCAAAAAGAUAUUAUUUCUUGGAAUGAAUCCCGGUCCUUGGGGUAUGUCUCAAACUGGUGUGCCAUUUGGUGAGAUAAGCAUGGUUCGUGAUUGGUUAAAAAUUUGUGGUCCUGUGGGAAAACCAGUCAAAGAACAACCAAAUAGAAAAGUAACAGGAUUUCAAUGCAAUCGCAGUGAGAUCAGUGGGAAAAGAUUAUGGAGCCUUUUCCAAAAAUUGUGUGGAAGUCCAGAAAAAUUCUUUCAACAAGCAUAUAUACAUAAUUAUUGUCCUAUUGCUUUAAUGAAAAAAAAUGGCUGCAAUAUUACACCAGCCGAGAUAAAGGGAUCAGAGAUACAAACAUUACAUUCUAGUUGUGACAAGGCUUUAUUAGAUAUAAUUAAAAUCAUAAAAGCUGAAAUUGUAAUUGGUAUUGGUGGAUAUGCAGAAAAGCGAGCACAAUUUGUAAUUCAAUCAUCAAAAUUACCUAUUAAGGUAUUAUGUUUACCUCAUCCAAGUCCACGUGCUGUAAAUAAUAAAAAUUGGAGUGAAAAAGCAACUAAAAAAUUAAGUGAAUUUGGAUUACUUGAACGUUUUAUAUCUUAGAUUCAUUUUACAUUAGAAGUUUAAAAAUAUUUAA